This is a messenger RNA of Acaulospora colombiana, 159 nucleotides long. The record is from the annotation of a GenBank genome assembly. NCBI's taxonomy places the organism in Eukaryota, Fungi, Glomeromycota, Glomeromycetes, Diversisporales, Acaulosporaceae.
AAAGCUAUGAAGACUAGAUUCGAAAUAGGACCCCCAUUCUCCUCCCCGCCAGCCCUACUCGCUUACGGCCAAAGGCCGGUCGACGAAGGCGACUGCUCCGUAGGAGCCUCUGACCCAUAUGGGGGGCGCAAUCAGCCACCUGCAUCCUAUUCUGGAUGA